AUGGGCUCUUCGACUGCUUCCCCAGAGACAAGUCCAGCGAGGGCUGACAAAGCUAGAAAACCCGGAAGCGAAAUUUAUGUUCCUAAACAAAGACGUGGCUCAACUGGCGAAGAGUUAUCUCCGGUUGGAGAUUUUGCUAAUAAUAACAUUAAUGACACUUCUGAAAACCAAGAUAACGGAGUCAUUAGAAAAGGUCGAGGCAAAUUUCGUGGUCCUGGUAGUGAUACUCAACAAGACCAACAAAACUCUCGCGCUCCGAGAGGUCGCGAUUUUGAUGCAACUGUUUUACGACAAUAUCCACCCAAAGGAGGUGAAAAACCUUCAAAAGGUCAUGCUAAGAAAAAAUCAAAAUCUGAUAGUAGACGAAAUAGCAAUGGGCAACAAGGCUCUGAAAGUGGUGGAUCCGGUAGUGAAAACAAUGCUUCCGACGACAUCACCAAAAUUACUAAUUCACUUGAAAAUGUCAAUAUUGGUGAUAACGAAAAUGAUAACAAUCCUACCAUUCAAAUUAACGACACAUCAACAAUCCCUCAAGAAGGACAACAAAAUGUUGAAGAAUGGGAAAAGAAUGUUGCGAAUGGAGAGGUGAAGACUAAGGAUGACGUCUCUAGCCCAGUUGCCAGUCCUGUAGAUGGCGCUUCGAAUCCGUUUGAUUGGAGUACUAGACAGAAGGAAGGUCAAAGGACCGAUAAUCAUGCGUACGAAGGAUCAACUCGUAUUCUUGAUAUCUUUGAUUUCCCUCCAUCCUUCAAGACACACCAUCUUCAUGAAAUUUUCCAAGAAUACGAAACUAUGCGUGGUGGUUACCGUAUUAAGUGGAUGGAGGAUACUCGUGCUUUAAUUAUCUUUGAACACCCUGCAACCGCACGUAAAGCAUAUUUGGAUAAUGUCACUAAUCAACUUGCCACCAUUAAACCGUAUGAUGGUCCCACGGAUUUUCUUCAAAAAAAUCCUAAUAAUUCUGCGCAACGUAUUCGCCCCGUCACUACUGAUAUGGUCGCCAAGCGUCUCGUUCAUGGCGCCCUUGGUGUUCGUGUUCCUAGAUCUCCUGAACAACGUCAAGUAGAAAAUCAGAUUCUUAGAACAGCUAGAGAUCAACGAGAUCAAAAACGCAAUGAGCAAACUAAACGAUCCCAAGAUUUGGACGCUGCUUUCGAUGAAUAA
Molecule: messenger RNA, 1164 nt
Organism: Dentiscutata heterogama
Lineage: Eukaryota; Fungi; Glomeromycota; Glomeromycetes; Diversisporales; Gigasporaceae
Source: the annotation of a GenBank genome assembly